Messenger RNA from Doryrhamphus excisus (bluestripe pipefish), 2735 nucleotides. RefSeq names its product gap junction protein, alpha 5a (gene gja5a). The record is from RefSeq and is a predicted model, not a curated record. Gene Ontology annotation, cellular component: connexin complex. Gene Ontology annotation, biological process: cell-cell signaling; atrial cardiac muscle cell to AV node cell communication by electrical coupling; heart development. Lineage: Eukaryota; Metazoa; Chordata; Actinopteri; Syngnathiformes; Syngnathidae. Gene Ontology annotation, molecular function: gap junction channel activity involved in atrial cardiac muscle cell-AV node cell electrical coupling.
GUGGCGGACACUUGGUCAUGGUCAUUUAGACCUUCUCUCUCUCACGUCCAAUAUAAGCAGUGUCAGCGUCCACUGGCUAAAUCAAAGUCUUCCCGGGCGGAACGUACAGAGGAGUGGCGGACACGGGAAGAGUCGCUCGUGGAGGAAAAAGAGGAGGAAUGCGGCCUUCCCUCGCCGCAGCCAUUUCUCAGGCGUGUUGGCCCCCCCCUCCGUAAGCCGCAAUGGGCGACUGGAGUCUCUUGGGGAACGUCCUGGAGGAGGUCCAGGAGCAUUCCACCUCCGUGGGGAAGGUGUGGCUCACCGUGCUCUUCAUCUUUCGCAUCCUGGUGCUGGGCACGGCGGCCGAGUCGUCGUGGGGGGACGAGCAGAGCGACUUCCUCUGCGACACGCAGCAGCCCGGCUGCACCAACGUGUGCUACGACAGCGCCUUCCCCAUCGCCCACAUCCGCUACUGGGUGCUGCAGAUCGUUUUCGUGUCCACGCCGUCGCUUAUCUACAUGGGCCACGCCAUGCACACGGUGCGCAGCGAGGAGAAGCGGCGGCGGCGGGAGCAGGAGGAGAGGGAGGCCCGCGUGGAGGGCGGCGGGCCAGACCUGGAGGGGGAGAAGGAGUACCUGCAGCAGAAGGAAAGCGGCGAGGAGGUGAAGUCGGAGGGGCGGAGCCGCGUCCGCCUUAAAGGACCUCUGCUGCAGACGUACGUCCUCAGCAUCCUGAUCCGCACCGCCAUGGAGGUCAUCUUCAUCGUGGUGCAGUACUUGAUUUACGGCGUCUUCCUCAAGGCGCUCUACCUGUGCACGUCGUGGCCGUGCCCCAACCCGGUCAACUGCUACAUGUCCCGCCCCACGGAGAAGAACAUCUUCAUCGUCUUCAUGCUGGUGGUCGCCGCCGUGUCCUUGGUGCUGUCCGUCCUGGAGCUCUACUACCUGGGCUGGAAGAGCGCCAGGGCGUGCAUCCGCAGGAAGGCGUCGCAACGCAACGUCACCGUGGAGCCAAACAGCCCGCCUCCGCCCUCGGCCUCCUCCACCCCUCCGCCCCCUGACUUUAUUCGGUGCGCCAUCACCUCCUCCAUGACGCCCAUGCCGUCCAUGACCUCCAUGGCCUCGCACCCCUUCAGCGACAGGAUGGCGCUGCAGCAGAACUCGGCCAACCUGGCCACCGAGCGCCACCACAGCCGAGACAACCUGGAGGAGGAGCGGGACUUCUUGGUCAGGUACCAGCGGGCCCCCAAGGAGGCGCCCAACAACAGCUGCCACCCGUUGCCCGUGAUGCAUUCGGGGUACACCAGGGACAAACGACGCCUGAGCAAGACAAGCGGGAGCAGCAGUCGAGCUCGGCAAGACGACCUCGCCGUUUAAAAUGACAGCGGCGGACGGAAGAGAUGGACCAUCCCUGGGAUGUGAACUCUUUGGGGGCCUUUGGGGGCCAGUCUGUCCCCGGACGUGACAAACUAGACACAACAGGGUAACUAUUGCACAUUUUCAAACAUGAAAUGCCAAAUAAAAAGUGUGACACGGUGAGAAUUUCCUAAAAAUGCGGACAUGAUUGGACUUCCAUGAUGUAUUUUUGUGCUGUGAAGUGGAUCACUGUGGAUCUUUGUGGAUCUUUAGUGCCUUAAUGAGAGUCAUAUGAUUAAAUGCCUCUUACAAAAAAGCCAUUCGAUUUACGUAAAUGUGUAAAUGCAUCAGCAGCCCUUAUGAGGACUUUACAAAGAAGGCUUCUGUUUUUUAAACUCAUUGUGGGCGGGACCAAGUUGCUGUAGGUCAGGUGUGUCCAAACUGUGGCCUGUUUGCUUACACGUUCCAGAAAUAUCAUUUUACAAGAAAAUUGAAAAAAAAAAAUUGUGUUGCAUGGAGUACAAAUAAGAAAUUAAAAUGCUGUAGUGUUUCAAAGUCGUAAUAUUAUGGGGAAAAAAAGUUAUAAUACUACAGAAUUAAAGUAAAAAAAAUAUUGUGGGAAUAAAGUAAUCAUAUUACAAAAAGAACAUUGAAAGUUGAAAUAUUCGGAAGAAGAGCUAAAAUGGGGGGAAAAGGAGCCAAGACCAAAGUUCAUACAAAUAAUUGGCUUUUUCACCCAUAUCACAAAGAUGAUAUAGCAUAUCGAUGUGUUGUUUUUUUUUUUUUUUUACUAAAUAUGCAUUGGUCCACAGUAGAGAAAGUUUGGACACCCCAGCUCGAAGGCAAUGGAUCUCAAAGUAGCACCAGUUUUUAGUGAAGAGUAAGUGGUUUGGACUUUCAGGUAAUUGGUGAAAUUGUGGCGCAUGAGCAGAGUUAAAUAUGACAUACUUCUGCAAAUAUUUGGUUCAUCCAUUUCUAUUUGUCCAAUCAUGUAAAUGUAUCUAACGUACAUUUAUUUUGUACCUGACAACUACCAACAGGGGCACUCCGACCACAGUUUGAGACUAUAGUGUAGAUUCAAGGAAUGCCUGAUGUAAAGGUAUUUGGCCACCAGGUGGCGACAUUGCACUUAUUGUUAAACUUUUUCCAGCGAUACUUUUGUCUUGAGAGUAAAAAACGAUUUGUUUUGAUUUCAAAAAUGUAUUUUACUUCAUGUGCUGUCUUCAUACUAGAUAUGCAAUAUGCUUGGACUGGUUAUUUAGCCUUAGUUUUUGUUGUUGUUGCAGGAAACAGUGUGCCAUAGCAAUCAAUCCAUUCAGUUUAUAGUCUAUAUUUAGUUUAACACACUUUCGGUUUCGCAUUUCAACACAGCAGUUGUCAUUUCUAAUCCACCGCAAGACA